Stegastes partitus (bicolor damselfish) is the source of this 3797-nucleotide messenger RNA. It is a transcript of the gene rbfox2, whose product is annotated as RNA binding fox-1 homolog 2. Bases 854 to 2224 code for a protein of 456 amino acids. The record is from RefSeq and is a predicted model, not a curated record. Gene Ontology annotation, biological process: regulation of alternative mRNA splicing, via spliceosome; nervous system development. Gene Ontology annotation, molecular function: mRNA binding. The transcript has 13 exons. Gene Ontology annotation, cellular component: cytoplasm; nucleus. Lineage: Eukaryota; Metazoa; Chordata; Actinopteri; Pomacentridae.
UUUCUGUAACACACACGCUACAUGAACACACCGGGAAAAACGGAGAGAGGAAAGAAAAUAAGCGAGAGAGGGAGAGAGAGAGAAAAGGAAACACCGCAGCCCCUGCGUCCGUCCGUGCGUCCUUUGGUUGGUUGUGUUGUGUUUUGUUUUUUUUGUUUGUUUUUUUUUUGUUUUUUAAAGAAAGCGUCUUUUCGUUGAAAAACGCAGACUUGCGGACUAACAUGGGAAGCUGCUGAUGAGGAUUGACUUUCAGUGAACCUCUGCUCUGUGGUACAAGUCUGUGGCUAAUAGGGAGGAAAAAGGCGACAGGGAAGACAUGUUGAGGGGUUUUUCGUCUUGAGGUUGCGGCAGCGUGUUAAAACACACGGCUCUCGUAGAGGAAGAAAAAAAAAGAGGGCAAAUGGAAACUGGGCGGUAGGCGAAGCUCAGGAGCCAUUGUUUUGAUCGGUGUUUGCUUAAUUGGUUUGUUAUGAUCUGAAAUAACGUAGGCCUCUUAGGCAGCCCCGCAGUAAAUAAAUACACGGUCAGCAGACAGGGGCUACACAGCUGCAAAAUAACCCGCAUUGUUUUUAAACUGAGCCGCUGUGCUUUGGAAUAAGGAGAAAGCAGUGUUUAUAGUUCGUUUUUAGGUGCAAAUUCUUAACCAGGGAAGCAAAACAUUUCCAGAUACAUCAACUCUUAAAGGGGGGCGGGGGGGGGGGAUCAUACAAAGGCCCAGUGAAAAACACAGAGAAGGCUACUUGGCAUAUUAAAGUCAAUCCAACACCGACUUGCUUUACGCACAGAGGUGCACCGGAUUAGGUUUUUAAAGACCCAGUUUAGCUGAAGGAAGGGAACAACAGAAGAUUUUUAAAUGUUAAUGUCGACCGACGUUGCAUCCAUCAUGCUGCCUGUGUCCCGGGGUCUCAUAGACCGGGAUAGAGAGCUGGAGACCAUGGCCGGGGUGCAUCCCAACCCGGGCGGCGCUCCGGCAGCUGUCCGGGGCAUGAAGCGCGGAGACCCGGAGCCCGACGGACAAACAGCGGCGGCUCUGGUGGACUCGGCCGGGGCGGAGUGCAAGCGUCCCCGCAUCGACGGCUCAGGAGGGAUCGGCGAGGUUGGUCAGAACAACGAUCCUUUGACCCUCGGUUACCAUGGAUACCCGUCUCACAGUCAGGGCUCUCAGGAUAGUGCUGGCGGUCAGGAGGGACUCGUACCCCCACCUUUCUCCGCGUUCCCACCUCCUCCACCACCGCCCCCCCAGAACGGCCUGGCCCUGGAUUACGGGGGCAGCCUGUACGCAGCAGGGGCCGUCCAGGGCCCCGUGGAAGCCGGCGGAGCAGCGAACAGCGCAGCCAACGCCGCCAACAGCCUCAGUGCCCAACAGUCAGAUGGAUCAUCCCAGAUUGACGGCCAGUCUGGGGUUGGCUCGGGUGGAGGAGGCGGUGGGGGGAGCGUCGGGGACGAUUCGGACGCCAAGGGGACCCCCAAACGCCUCCACGUAUCCAACAUCCCCUUCCGCUUCCGAGAUCCAGACCUAAGACAGAUGUUUGGGCAAUUUGGCAAAAUCCUCGAUGUUGAGAUCAUUUUCAACGAGAGGGGUUCCAAGGGCUUCGGUUUUGUCACAUUUGAGUCGAGUGCAGAUGCAGAGCGAGCCCGAGAGAAGCUUCACGGUACGCUGGUGGAAGGGCGUAAAAUCGAGGUUAAUAAUGCCACAGCCAGAGUGAUGACAAACAAGAAGAUGACAACACCAUACUCUAAUGGAGAGGGUCUUGCAGCACUACCGUAUGCUGGAUGGAAGUUGAGUCCCAUGGUUGGCGCCAUGUACAGUCCUGAGCUCUAUACAGUACCGGGGUUUCCAUACCCGGCAGCAGCAGCAGCUGCCUCCACUGCUGCGACCUUUCGAGGCGCUCAUCUCCGGGGUCGUGCUCGGCCCGUCUACAGUGCAGUUAGGGCAGCCGUCCCACAACCUGCCAUCCCGACCUACCCAGGUGUGAUGGCCUAUCAGGAUGGCUUUUACGGUGCAGCUGAUCUCUAUGGUGGCUAUGCAGCUUAUCGUUACGCCCAGCCGGCUGCAGUAGCAACUCCUGCAGCAGCAGCUGCAGCAGCGGCAGCUUACAGCGACAGCUAUGGACGAGUUUACACAGCAGACCCCUACCAUGCUGCACUUGCCCCGGCUGCCUACGGUGUUGGAGCCAUGGCCACGCUGUACAGGGGAGGCUACAGUAGAUUUGCCCCUUAUUAAAGACACUACAUUUCCCAGGAGCUCGUCUCUUCCAUUGAAUUUCUCUGAAAGAGCUCCCCCUGUUGUCGUGGAGGUGGACUGCACCCAGUUUUACAGCGUGGAGUCAACCACAACGAAGAUAUUUCAGAUCCCACCCCAGAGCAGUCCCACGUUUUCUUAUAUACGCUACUACAGAAAUAGAGGAAUGCUGUAUUAAAGACUGAAGGAAGGCCUUUACAUUAAAAAAAUAACUUUAAAAAAAAAAUAAAAAGAAGAAAAAAUUAAGACUUAAAGUGGCCACCUUCCCUAUUGCACGGCUGUAUUAUAGUCUCCCCCUUCUUAUUUCCUCGGCACUCAGCAGCACAAGAUUUGGGAUGGAGCCCAGAUGUUCUUCCAAAGGCUGUAUGUGGACAACUGACAUUUAAACAGCUGUCACCCCUGUAAGAGAAAGAGCUGAGCUGAACUGUGUGGCCUGCACACACUCGGCAUUUAAGGAAAAAGAGAAGAAAACAGGCAAUCAAGGUAUCCACAAAACAUCAGGGCGGUAGGAAGGAAGGAAAGAAGGAAGGAAGGAAGACGGUGCACUGAAAGAGCACCUGAAAACAUUUUUGAACCAGAAUGACGAGUCGCUAAAAUGAUAAAACAACCCACUGAUGGAUUUUAUAAUUCCUCCUUAACGUGGGUGGAUAGUAAUGAGAGGAUUUCCAGUCCUGCUGUGUUCUGGCAGAAGGGAAACCGAACAUGACGAGAUGGGAGAGAGGAUGAUGUGACGGUUUAUAACGCUACAGAAAUCACGUCCAAAAGCUGAAGGAGGGAGGGUUAUUAGAGCUGUUCCUUACCUCAAGUUUUCUUAGUAUGUGGAAAUGGUAAACCUUUAAACUUAAAAAUUGUUAUGAUAUGCAAAGAAAUUAGUUUAGAGAAAAAAAAGUUACCAAAUUAUUAUUAUUAUUAUUAUUAUUAUUAUUAUUAUUAUUAUUGUAGUUAUUCUCAUUCUUAUUCUUACUGAACCAUUAUUUUGUUUGCAGAUUUAACAGUGAACCUUGGGGUUAAAAUCAGAUAAUAAGCAUCUAUAUUACAAAUCCUCCACCUUCCAGCUAUAUGACACGGCUAUAGUCUCACAUUGUCCUGCUCAUGCACAGGAUUUCACUACAUUCUGGUGUGCAGCCGUCACUUAACACUACAUAAAGUGCUACACUACGCUUGUUUUAGUUGAGUUUACAUCCAGACUAAAUCCUCCACCCACAACCUUGGGGUUCAAGUAUUUUUUGAUCCAUUUUAAAUGUAGAGAUUUAUUAUUUGGAUUUUCCCCUCAUGCUCCAUCUUUUCUAGAGAGUCCAACAUUGAACGAGUCUUCCUGAAACAUACUUUAGUUGGUGAAUUGUGUUCGAGAUGCUGCCAGCAGCGAUUACUGAGCAAGAGAGAGAGAUUUAGUCAGCGAGUCAAUAGUAAAUAUUUAAAUGCAAAACACCUUACUAUUGUGGAUAUUUCUAUACCAUUGUAUUCUAUAUUUCCAAAACGUGGCUUUUUUGGCUUUUGUUUUUGUUCCAAAGACUUGUAGAAAGCACAUUUUUCUGCCGUAUGUAUAAAUAUAUUA